AAAAAAAUAAAGAAAAAAUUAAGCUCCACCAAUUAAUUAGUCAAUAAAUAAAUAAAAGCAGAUAUAUUAUUUAUCAAAAAAAAUAUAAGUAAAGUAAGGUGUGAUUGCAGCAAAAUUAUUGCUAACAUGGAAGAUUAAAAGCAAUUAUGUAAUGAAUCUGAUUCUGAUAACAGAGAAUUAAUUAAAGCUAUGCGUUUCAGCCAACUAGAUGAUGAAGCGGCUGCCAAACUUUAUGAAGAAAGAUUUAGAUAAAUAGAGAGUGAUAUGAUGAAAAAAAUGUAGAAUAAAAAGAAUUAUUAGAAAAAAGGUUUAGGAAAUCCAAGAAGUAGCAGUAGUUUGGGGACAUAUGGAACUCCAUAGCAUUAAGCAAUUUUGCAAUAAGGAUAGUCACCCAGUGCUACCUUUUAGAAUACUUAGCUUUUUAGUGCCAAAAAUCAGACAGUUAGAAGUUAGGUACUUUCUAAAUUUUAGGCCACAGCUCCCUAGCAAGGGUACAUGUAUUAAAGCACAACUUUGAGUGGAGCAAGUAGAUUGCCUACUGAAGAAAAUAAUUCAUAAGAAGCUUAGUAAGGUUUUGUAAAUUUUGUGCCUUAGAAAGGCAAGAUUAAAUCCUAGCGUUCAUGCGAGUUUCUAGUCACAAAUCAAUCACCUGUUCAUAAUAGAUAAAUAGAAGAAAAUAAUGGUGGAUUGUUUUUAAAUUAGGGAUUUAUGAGUCCUCAGCAAGCAAAAAGUUAGGGUUAAAAAUCUAAAAUUGAAAAUGCUUAGAAUAAUUCUGUAGUAGCGGUUUUAUCUAAUUAGAUUAAUUCUUAUUAAAAGCAGAACAAGCCUGCUACCAGCUAGACUUAAUACACUCAGUAAUCACAAAUAAGUUCUUCUUAGCCCCAAAGACCUUUCUUAUCACCUCCUAGCAAGAGAACUCAUUAGACCAACCUUAAAAUUGGUUCUACUGCCAAUACCUCAUAGCCUGGUAUUAGCAGAUUCGAGAUGUCGCCAUCAGGUAGACCAUCUACACAUAUGACAUCUCAGGGAUUCUAUUCGCCUCAAGCUAGUUAUCAUCAUCAUCACUCAGCUCACAUUAAAUUCAAUUAAGGAACUUAAACAACUACAAACAGAAGAAAUCAAAAUGAAGGAGAAGUUAAAAAGUUCAUGGAUAGAAAAAAAGCUGAUAAUAAUAACUUUACUAGCUCUAAUUUUGCAACUAGCAAAUACAACAAUGGUUCCCAGACAACUACAGCUUCAGCAACAAUAGUACCAAGCAGUGAGUAGCUCAAUACAAAUAAUUUACUGUUUUCUAACAUCACAUCAAACAAUGGAGCAAUCAAUUCACCAAAUAGCUAUCUAAUCUAGUCUCAAAACUUAAGAAGCUCUGUAGGAUUCCAAGGAAACAAUUCUUCUCAAAUUCAAUAGAACAAUUUCGGUUAGUAUCAAGUUUAAGCUAAGUUAAAUGGUAGUAACUAGGCCAAGAAAAAAGAAAGUAAUACGAAUACAGCCAAUAACAAUAAAAGAAGCGAAUUAGAAGAGCUCGAUUUAAGAAUUUUAACUAUUGAAAGGGAAAUAGAAAGAGACAACGAGCUCACUCAAGCCUACAAUAAAAAGCAAACAACUCAAACAAGCCCUCCUUCUAUAUUCAAAAAUAAUCAAAAAAUUCAAAACAAGCAAAGCUAGACACCUCAAGCCUAGUAAAUCUCUGACUUACAUGUUCAAUAAAUGGUAAAUUAAGGUUUGGUAGCACCAGCUACAGCUACUCAUAAAGGAUCAACUAAUUUAUAUCAAAAUAAAUACUUUAAUUAAAAUUAAGAUAAUUAAAAUCAAAGAUAUUCGUCAUAAAACUAAACCUACGAAGUUGCAAUUGAAAGCAGCCCGAUAAAUUUAAAAAUUAAUAAUGCAUCAACAAAGAAUUAAAAUAAAACUCAGUAGGAUUUUAAUAAAUUAAAUAUCCCUAAAUCUGAUCAUAUUAUGAACUCUCAUGAAAAUUCCUCUUAUAACAAUACACCAAGAUCAGUUAAUCCCAUUCAUGAUUUCAGACCACUGAACAAGUAUCAAAAAAAAUAAGUUAACUUUAAAAGUGAUAAUCGUAUGGCAACUUCAGAGUCAUUAGAAGAUAAGAUGUUUAAGUUGUCUCCUACAUCAAAUAUUUUCUAAAAGAGUCUACUUGGUCCUUCUCAAAUUUAAGAACUGAAUGGCAACAACAAUAAUAAUAAUGCUAAUCAAAACGAAUUUAAUUUAAAAUCACAAAUAAAUAAUCAGAUUCAAAUGCAAAUCAAUUCAAGCAGCAACAGAAAAAAUUCAUAAAUUCACUCAAAUCCUCCUUCUUAGACUAGGAUUUAAACUCCAUCUCACACUGUUGUCCAAUAUAGCAUCAACAACCAAAAAAAUUAAAAUAACCUCAAAUUUUAGAAGAAACUCAAUUAAACAGUUUAAUAAAAUUAAUAUUCUGAACAUUCUAAUUCUAAUGUGCAGUUUUAGAAUUCACGUUUGGGAACAGAAGAAGGCGAUCCAGAAAUGAGUGAAUUUGAAUAUUUAGAAAAAAUAGUUAAUGCAAAGAACACAGAAGCUUCAUCUGUAACGGAUGACACAAGCAUUAGAAAUGAGGUUUAGUUUUAAGCAUAGAGAGUGUCAAGUUAAGCAAAUGUCAAAAAGAAUGUUACAUAGUAAUCUUAAAAAUAAUAAAGUGCAAUUAUUCUAAAAGGUAAAGAUAAUAACAAAACAUCUCCUAUUAAAAACUAAUACGGAUAGAGAAAUAUGGCUUACUCAAACAGAGAAAGCACUUCCAUCUAAUAAAAUCAGCAGAGUUCGCAUUUCAUAUAUGUAGAAUAAUCCCCUAACACCAUUCCUUUGAACUCAUAAAAAUAAGUUAAGGGAUAAACAUACCUUUCACUAAGAUAAUCAGAUAUCAUCCCUUCAAAUUCUUCCAAUAAUAAAAGUUCUACUUCCAAAUCAUAACAAAAAAGCGACUCAAGCCACAUAACUUCCUUCUAAGGAAAUUCUACCACCCAAAAUAAAAAACUGUCUUUAAAAACUUUAGAAAAUAAUUUCAUAAAUAUCAAUAAAGACAAUACAGACUAGUAAAGUAAAUAUUCAAAUAAUUCUAAUAAUGCUUAAAAUUCGUCAUCUGUGUCUUAAUCUCUGUCUCCAUCUCCAGUUCCUAUGUAUAAUUUAUAUAGUUAAUAGAACUAAGUAGCUUCUAGCUCGACUCAUAAAUCCAACAAUAACAAACACCAAAGUUUCGAAAAGCAAAUGUAGAAGAAGAUGAACCGCAGCUCUGAAGUCCUAAGCAAAAACAGUCUAAACCAAAAUAGUAACUCUAAUAAUGGUAACUUGAAUACGAAUAUCACAAGAACACCCUCAGUUAGCUCUAAUAAUAUAUCGACAAUUUCUAAUAACACAUCUCCAUUAAUAUAAGUGUCCGGUUCUGCCACUUCUCUUAACAAAGGACAGCUCUAAAUGUCAAACAAACAAAAAAAUAGCCCUCCAGUGAUGAUGACUCACACAUUGGAUACCUUCAAAAAUAAGAAAGACUUCAAAAUCAAAAAUCCAGAACAAGUCUCCAAAAUUAUCAAUCUAGACUAAGGCCAGCCCCAAGUAAGAGUUGAGGCUCCCAAGAAAUCCAAUUUCAAAUAGGCUCACUUUGAAGAUGACAAGGAGGAAUAUUAGCUUGAAUAAAUGUCUAAAAACCUUCACAAAAAAUUAAAUUUACUUCUUGAAACAGCAAAUUAAUGUAAUGAAAAUAUAAAAUCAUAUCGAAUCAGUCAUAAUGUUUGA
Tetrahymena thermophila SB210 is the source of this 3762-nucleotide messenger RNA. RefSeq lists its product as hypothetical. The transcript has 7 exons. Lineage: Eukaryota; Ciliophora; Oligohymenophorea; Hymenostomatida; Tetrahymenidae. The record is from RefSeq and is a predicted model, not a curated record.